AUGAUGAUGAUGCGCCGUGUGAUGUGUGUGUUGGCCGUUCUGCUUUGCUGCGCCUGCGGGUAUACCAUGACGGCUGCUGCUGCUGAAGGGGCACCGAAGCCACAGGAUAUUGAGGGCUUGUAUUCCCCGUGGGAUGGAGAACCUAUUAACGAAGUCAUUACUUGUGUUGGGAAGAGUAGUGAUCCUGCUGAAAAGAAGUGUUCAGAGUGGCUGAAAGACAGAAAGGAUUGGAAACCUAAACCUUCAGUGGUUGACAAGGAAGAACGUUCCUCUGGAAGUCCGCGAUCGGAUAGUAGUGAACCACGACCUCAAAACCUUUCUGGAGCUUCACAUGGAACGGAAUCAGAUGGAUUACAUGUGACACAAACAACGGAAGAUAAUCUCGAACAUUCAGCUGCAGACGGUCAAAGGGAAAACGGUAAGGGUGAGAGUGGAAGUUCUUCUCUUGCUGAAGGAACGGAUCACCAUCAAGAGAAUUCAGGUAGUGCCAUCACUCGUCAAAUAAAUGGACCGGAAUCAGGACCAAGAACAACUACAGAACAAGGUCCAACUCAAACGUCUAAUACAGCACCACAACAGAACCGAAGUUCAUUAAGUAAUAAAGGGGAUAACAGUGCACACGGUGAUAAUAAUACUCCUCAACAACCUUCUCCUGCACCUGUUAAUGCAACUGCCGCACCACACUCACAAGAAAACACUUCCACUACUCCGACGAGCACUGAGAGUACUACCAGUGAAGCACCAACCACCACUACAUCUCCUGCACCCAACGCAGAGAUCACCAACACCAUCACUUCCACAGUACAGAAUAAGGCUAAUGCUGACAGCAGUAUCAGUUCUAUGUGGAUGCGCACUGCAGCACCGCUACUGAUUGUGGCUGUGUUGUUCUCCGCUACCCUGUAA
Messenger RNA from Trypanosoma theileri, 903 nucleotides. RefSeq lists its product as uncharacterized. NCBI's taxonomy places the organism in Eukaryota, Euglenozoa, Kinetoplastea, Trypanosomatida, Trypanosomatidae. The record is from RefSeq and is a predicted model, not a curated record. The transcript has a single exon. Bases 1 to 903 code for a protein of 300 amino acids.